AUGAACAAUUAUUCAGCAAGAGUUGUUCCAAUUCAAAAAGGGGACAAAUUUAAUCUCAUGCAGUGUCCAAAGAAUGAUGUAGAACGAAAAGAAAUGGAGCCAAUUCCUUACUCUUCUAUUGUUGGAAGUUUGAUGUAUGCUCAAACUUGCACAAGACCGGAUAUUAGUUUUGCGGUCGGAAUGCUGGGAAGAUAUCAGAGUAAUCCAGGAAUUGAUCAUUGGAAAGCUGCAAAGAAAGUUUUGAGGUACUUGAAAGGAACGAAGGAUUACAUGCUCACGUAUAGGAGAUCCAACAGUAUGGACGUUAUUGGAUAUUCGGAUUCAGAUCAUGGCGGAUGUGUUGACACUAGAAAGUACACUUUUGGUUACUUGUUCUUAUUAGCUGAAGGAGCAAUAUCGUGGAAGAGUGCUAAGCAAUCCGUCAUUGCUACAUCCACAAUGGAUGUAAUUUGUGGCAUGUUUUGA
Molecule: messenger RNA, 465 nt
Organism: Lycium ferocissimum
Lineage: Eukaryota; Viridiplantae; Streptophyta; Magnoliopsida; Solanales; Solanaceae
Product: secreted RxLR effector protein 161-like
Exons: 1
Coding region: 1-465 (154 amino acids)
Source: RefSeq, a predicted model, not a curated record